Molecule: messenger RNA, 2516 nt
Organism: Aedes albopictus (Asian tiger mosquito)
Lineage: Eukaryota; Metazoa; Arthropoda; Insecta; Diptera; Culicidae
Product: DNA polymerase alpha subunit B-like
Biological process (GO): DNA replication initiation; DNA replication
Cellular component (GO): alpha DNA polymerase:primase complex
Molecular function (GO): DNA binding
Source: RefSeq, a predicted model, not a curated record
AAGUUCGUUCAUGUAGUGAAUGUGAAGCAGUCUCGGAUGUAUAGUGAAAUAUGAAUAAUUAUAUGUUUUAUUGUUUACUACAAAGUGAAGUGAAGUGAUCUCGAGACUCGUGAUAAAGCAAUGGUGGCGAUUGAAAGAUUAAAGGAGCUGUUUUCGGUGCUCGGAUUCCACCCGGAAAACAACUUACUUCAAGAAUGUGUCGAAAUCUGCACGAGCUGUAAAAUUGACGAGCCUGUCGAAUUUGUCGAAAUCUGGAUGGUUUACAGUUUUUCCAAACAUGGAAAAGCGGUACUAACAGUCGAACUUUUACGAGAGCUAAAAAUUCACGAAUGUGCCAAGAAGGGGUUAUGCAAGACGACAGGUUCAUCGCCGAAACCGACGACCUCCCGACGGUCACCGAAGAGCGUCCGAAGAUAUCCGAUAAGGUCCCGAGGCGGUGAUACAACGGCAAAGGAACAAAGCUCAGUUUACAACCCCCAUGGAUCCAUACCGGAUCGAAACGAUAAGCUAUCUUCCUCUUCGAGCCGCUCUAGAAUCUCAAGCAGCUCUCGGCCAUCGAAGCUGGACCACGAUGACCCGAACAACUUGUGCGACGUUGUACACGCAUUCGGCGACACUCAACUGCUUCAACAGAUCAACUGGUCCAGGAGCGAUCAAGUUCGCAGCGAUCGUGUAACGAUAACGAUCUCCACGUUCAAUGGAGAUGAUGACUCACUAUCGGACGGAUCUGAGAACAGCUACGAGAACGUGCAUAUUUCUACCCGCAGGCGCACCCAGGCUCUUGGCGAUCGUCUACUUCAAAGGGCCAAAAGGAUUUGCCGCAGAAUGGUGACACUAGAACAAACGAGACCACCGCAGAAGACAAAGGAAAGAACAACAGAAGCAGUGACAAUGAUCGAAAACAUUCCAAUCCACCACGUGGAUUGCCUACAUCCCGAUACGGUCUAUGUUAUGGGACGGAUCGUGGUAUUGAAUGAUCAGCAGAACGAUCGCUUGGCGCUAAUAGACCAUGACAGCGUGACCGUGCGGCAGAGGCCGCUGGAUAUGAGUAGAAUGGUCCACUGGUCGUUAUUUCCGGGUGAAAUAGUUGUAUUGGAAGGGGUGAACCGGUGCGACAGAUUUCAGGUUCAUAACAUUCAUUUCAAGGAAGAACUUGUUUCAUCGAGGGCACCGACAAACCUUACGAGCGAUCUGAGCUUAGUAAUGGCGGCUAGCCCCUACACGGCCAAAGAUGAUCUCCAGUACGAAAAGCUUUCGGGUUUGCUGGCAUAUUGUAAAACCAACUGUCCGGACGUACUGAUCCUCACAGGGCCCUUUGGUGAUAUGACAAAUCCCUUGUUCAACACGAUCAUGGAAACCUAUGAAGAAUUCUUCGAGCGCAUGGUCAUUGACAUCAUGAGCUCGGUGUCACCAAACACCGAAGUGUUGAUCGUGUCGCAUCAUGACGAUCUCGUGUCCAUGUUCGUCUACCCUACGUUACCGUACAGCAUUGUUUCAGCGGACUUUCCAAACCUGCGCUUCCUGCCGGAUCCCUGUGUGAUCACGAUAAACGGGCUGGAGAUCGGUAUCACAACGGCCGACAUCAUCAACGAUCUCUCGGAGGCAGAAGAGAGUAGCGAUCCGAUGGGCGAUAAGAUCCAGCGAGCCUUCAACUACAUGUUCCAUCACAGGACGUUCUAUCCGUUGUUUCCUCCGGCGGAAAAUCUUGCGCUGGAUGUGAAUUCACUAGCCACGGUCGGUAAUCUUCCGCGGGUCAUGAUGAUUUGUCCGGGUAAUUUGGAAUGCUACAUUAUGGAGGUGCACCGAUGCGUGUGCAUUAACCUGGGCCAUCUAGUCGAUCAAACGACCGGCCAGGGUACAUUUGCUCGGGUGGUGAUCAAACGACCGGAAGCGGAAACAGAAGAAUCACCCAAAUAUAUGGCUUGCCAGGUGGUAAAGUCAUGAUGUCGUAGGCAAUGUUCGGUGUGAUGUUCUGAUUUAGAAUUCUUUCAAUUUAUUUUGUUUUUGUUUUGAUUCUUUAUCACUUGUAUUUUGCUUGUUUUAACGCGUAUGAAUUGCGUUAUUUUACUGUAUACAACUUGAAAAGACUUGUUUGAAACGUGUUAAUUCAAGGCUACAACUUUGUAACAGAUGGACAACAUCUACGAGGACUACAAGAAUAAUGGAUAUAAUAAAUAUCUUCGAAGUUAGAAUCGACCCUGACAACAGACCUUAAAUAACCUAUCCAGUAUUUCACUUUCGGUAAGUGUUGCUCGGUGUGAGUUCGUUUUUAAUUUGACGAUAAACUAGUAGAAAGCUGUAUAAAGCUUUGGAUCCAUUGAGGUAAGCUUUGAAGAUGUGAGAGGUAGGCAAAACUAUAAUGUCUCGAGUAUAUCAAAGUGCCGCAACCUUGUCGAUUUGACAGAUCUCAUGUAAGAUUGGAACUUGGAUUGAAUUUGACGUAUUUUUAUAUGUCAAAACAUGUAAACCGUAAUUUAUAAUUCUAGUCAUUUCCAAUUAUAUAAAAUCAUUAUCGA